UAAAUGGAAGAGAAUUGAGAAAAAGGAAAUCAAUACUUUGUCCGUGUAAAGUUGGACACGUGGCGGACACGUUCGGAGUCAAGAUCGAUAUGAAGCUAUAUUUAAGUUUCAACUCGCGCCGAUAAAAGCACCGUGUACCGAAACGCGCCCGCGGGUCUAUACUUCAACUGUUAACAUCCUGAAGUUCAAAGUAUAUAUAUUGCUCCGUUAACUUUCGCGCUCGUCAAGGCUGGCCACCUUUGUUUACUCGUUGUUAAAACGCGACCCGGCGAUUCGGGCAUCGUGGAUAAUGUUAAUUGUCGUCAAUUUCUCCAUUCGCGGACGUCGAAUUUGGAUAUGAGACCACACGCGGCCGGAAGCUGCGAGUCACGAAUGCAUGAAUAGCUAGACGUCGCGCACGAGAUCGCGUUCGCGGCCAACUUCGUGACCGACCGAAGCCCCGAAGAUUUCGACCAAUGAUGAAGAUCGACGCGAGAGAAAAAUGAAGUUGCUCCAAGUUAUGGGGAAUCUAGGCGACCACCACCUAUCUCCCCCCCUCCUCCACGUAUCCUCCUUCGUGACGGAGAUGUUUGACAGCUAUCCGUGAAAUAGGUGCGUCCGCGUUCACGAUCGUUUACGACACCGAGUCACAUUUUUGUUUAAACAGAUUAAUUUCCUGGACGCCGAGAAAUAUGGCCACGACAUUGUCGCCGAAGGAAUUCUCCUUGAGGUGGAAUAACUUUUCCAACAACCUGACGUCCGGCUUUCUCUCUCACCUGAGCGAGAAUUAUCUGGUUGACGUGACAAUCGCCGUGGAGGGGCAGUUGUUGGCUGCCCACAAGCUGGUUCUCUCUGUGUGCAGUCCUUAUUUCAAAAACAUAUUCAAGGAGAAUCCCUGUCAGCAUCCAGUCAUAAUAUUGAAGGAUGUGAAACACUCGGAGAUAACGUCUCUGUUGAAGUUCAUGUACCAGGGAGAGGUGAACGUGAAACAGGAGGACCUGCCCACUUUCCUAAAGCUGGCGCAGAUGCUGCAGAUAAAAGGACUAGUGGGUGGCGAGGAAGAGAUCAUACCAUUGUUAAACAAUUAUGCCAAUGUGUCAGAUCAGCGUGAUUCCGACGAUGUGACCGCCCUGUCCGACGUGCCGAGCGAGCAGGAUGGCAGGAGCAAAGCUUCAGACGGGUCUGCGCACUCUCACAGGAUAGUCAAGAGGAGCACUAAAACGAGAAAGAGAUGCAUGGGCGAGGACGAUUACAGCUCGAUCAAGAAACUGAGAAAUGAAUCGAGCGUCAACAACAAGGACGACAUUUGCCUCUUGUCGGAUAACGAUGAGAGAGACGCGAAUGAUUCUAACAACGAGAAGGAUAUCGGACGCAACGCGACCACUGAGGCAAUUAACCACGAUAGCAAAGAGAUAAUUGAGUUGUCCAAUGAAGAAACGUUAGAAGAAAACUCGUUGUUACAAUCAGCCGUGGAGCCAGUAAUAUACAGACUGUCUGCCAGAGGAAGACCACAACUGGUUCACGAGGGAUACGUAUACAAUAUGACCUCUCGUUCCAAAGUAUACAACAGCUCGCAUUAUCGUUGCGCGGAGCAGCAUCGCGGUUGCCGCGGCAAAUGCUCGGUGAUCGCCGAAACGUUCAUGCCGACGGGAGUGCACGAACACAAUCAUCCACCGAGUUAUCAAUCGGAGUACGAUUACAGGAAGAAGAAAGGCUUGGAUACUGACAAUGUAUAAGGAUUGUUUCACGAUGCAUUUCAAGGUGUCUUGUAUCCGGAUUUAUGAGUCUUAGUCUUUAUAUAAAUAUAUACCCGGCAAUUGAAAUAGACAAUACGCUUAGUCGAAAGAGAAAUCUAUCGCGUACAUUUUUCUGAUUUAAAUUUGAAUAAUGUGUAAAGAGAGAUACAAGUUUCUAGUUAUCUUUAGUCCAAAUCUUAAUUAUAUCCUUUUAUGGAUCGGUUAAGUGACACAGAAGAAGGGUAAAUUUUUGUUUGUUUGAAACUAUUUUAUCUGGAUAUCCAGAUAUUGGCUGUUUCAAUUGCAAAGAAUUCAUUACCGGCCAAAUGUAGAAUCUAGAUAGCAUGGCUCGAUUCUAUAAUUUGGCGGUGCAAACGCUGCUGUUCAGUGAAAUCGACAUAUCAUUUAUUAUCACUGCAUUUCCUGAUGAAGGUGUUGAAAAUGCAACAUCCUUGAGGCCUCGUCUCUAAUUCUUUUAUAUGAGAGAACAACAAUUCUCUAGGAUUCAAGUUAUACUCUGUACUGUGCUUUCAUGCAGCUACAAUUCCAGUAAUUUUGCAUGUAAUGUAAUUACGAUUGAGCGCCUGAAAUCUUAAGACAUUCCAAUUAAUUAUAAGAUUUUUCACUUAGUCCCACACUUUACAUUCAAUCGCGUUAGAAUUAAAACAGUUUUAUUCCUACGAUGCUUAGGUUUUUUCUUCUGACAUUUUGAUUCGUUUUCAAAUGACGAUUUUCAAUUUUUCUUUAUCAAUAUUUCCUAUUUAAUGAUGCAGUCUUCCAACUUUAGAGUAUCAUUUUGCUCCUCUCUCUUUAUGGGAAGUAUCUUCUUACUUGCAGCAUCGUCUGCCUCUUCACUUCCUUUUGAAAUAAUUUGUCGGCUCACUUAGGUAAUGUAGCUACUGUAAUAUUGGCUCGAGUAAGUAACAUUGUUAUCAACGAAUUGCGAAUUUCACUGGACAGUCAUGCGUGCAUACGUAAAAGCCAAAACAAAAGCUGUGAAUUAAACGGACACGUUUGACGUUAGAUAUUAAAGUACAAACGUUGGCCUAAUUUAAAAAAAAGAUUGAGAUUUUUCGCGCAUUAUACAGAAACAUUCCGUGACCAAUGUAUAGAGAAUAGAGCCCAACGAUUAAUAUAAAUAAGUAUAUAAUUGUUCAAACAAAGUCGGUCGCUAUUUAGCGAUUUACAUUUGUAAGUUUUCAUUCCCAAACAAAGAUGUAAUUGUAAGAUAUGAUAGAUUUAAAUGCAACUGUGAUGCGUCGAUUCAUCAACUACCACAAUUUAAUAAAUAGCAAAUGAUUUAUUUAUAACGUUGAAUAAUGUAAUCGGUAUAUAUACAAUACCGACUAACCAUAGUCUGGUUUGAAUCCAUUUGUGCUGGUAGGAGGAUGACUGAACUUUCAGACAUACAAUAUAAGCAAGUAUUACAUCCA
This is a messenger RNA of Vollenhovia emeryi, 3148 nucleotides long. RefSeq names its product sex determination protein fruitless-like. NCBI's taxonomy places the organism in Eukaryota, Metazoa, Arthropoda, Insecta, Hymenoptera, Formicidae. The transcript is spliced from 4 exons. The coding region runs from base 672 to 1715 and encodes 347 amino acids. Gene Ontology annotation, biological process: regulation of transcription by RNA polymerase II. Gene Ontology annotation, cellular component: nucleus. The record is from RefSeq and is a predicted model, not a curated record. Gene Ontology annotation, molecular function: protein binding.